AAGAAAUUAUUUCAAGGUACGAGCAAAAGACAAUAAGGUCGUUGACGUAGAAGGCAAAUGAAAUCGAGAGAUUCCAUUCCGUAGAACGAUCCACUGAGUUCGUUCGAUUCCGCCAUGGAUGAACCUCGGAAGCACCAGGGGUCGCUAAGAGGAGCGAGCGCGAAGGAGAUUACGAGGGGCGCUCUUCUUCAGAAGGUGUCGCAGGAGAGAGAGCUUCGCCAUUAUGCCAAACGAGCUUCCGCGGCUGCCAUUUUCAUGCAGAGAGUUUGGAGACGCUACAAAGUUACAGUAACAGUGGCUUUGCAGCUGCAAGAAGAAUGGGAGAAGAACUUUGCCAAUUAUCGUGUUGGUUCCUUGACAGGAACCCAGAUUUCCAGCACUGUCUUGAGGCCUUUUCUUUUCUUUACGACAUGCUUAGCAACUCGGCAUAAGAGGCUUCAAACCAGAGAUCUAAAUUGUAUGGGGAGAUGCUUUAAGAUCCUCUUGGAAAGCGUGAACUCCACUGAUCAAAGAAAGAACUUUUGCUUUAUGGCAAUGGGUACACCUGAAGAGAGAAAAAUCUGGAAUUAUCAGUCACGGAAGCUGAUUUCUCUCUGCCUUUUCAUUCUUGCCGAGUUCAAUCAAUUAUGUGCAGGGGAUCAAGAAUUUGUUGCAGUUACCACCUUAGCAAUGCGUCUUGCCGUUCUUUUAACUGAUUCGAAAGGGUGGAAGAACAUUGCUGACAGUGAUGGUCAGGAUGUGGAUAUAGUGGCCAAAGAUUUAGUUCAGUUUAUGGGUCUUGGUGAAAGUGGUCUUUAUAUAUCUGUUAGAAGAUACAUCAACAUUUUGGAUGUUCCUCUGUCUUCUCAAGUAGAAAAUGUGGUCCAAAAAGAUGACAAGUUUUUGAUUACUGCCAGUGCAAUAACCUUAGCUCUUCGACCAUUGCAAGUGACAAGUCUUAACGUAGAUGGCCCUGGUCUAUUGGAUGUGCAUUAUGCUGCUGAGAAGUACUGUGCAUCCUUACUUACGAUUCCCUGGCUGGUGCAACGAUUGCCCACCGUUCUUGUACGCGCUAUGAAGCACAAGUCUACUCUAACACCCUGCUUACAGACUCUACUGAUUUUGAAGGAGAGAAUAUUAAAUGAGAUGUGGGAGAUAGAUCAGUUAAAAGUUCCUUUUUCUCCCAAGGUGAUACCACCAGUAGGCUGGGCUCUUGCGAACGUUAUAUGCCUUGCAACUGGAGGUGAGAAUGGAACUUUGGAUUCUGGAUGGCUAGACCAAGGUUUGGACUAUGUGCUGUACGUCCAUGUUAUUAUCAUUCUUGCAGAAGAUCUACUGGCUAGACUUGAGAGUGUUGGACAUCUAAAGGAGAACAAGGAAAGCCAAAGUGAUGAUACAAAAUUAGUUAACGAUCUAACUUUUGGCGAGAGUGAGGCAACCCAUGGUUCCUUUGUUACGUCAUACAUGGAUCUCUUUAAGCCUGUUUGUCAGCAGCGAUAUCUCACAGAUCUUUUGGCAAUUAUGGAGAAAGAUGAUCAUAUUCAUGGGACUGAGACUUUGUCACAAUACGAAUUGAAGAACCAUGGGAAGUUGGAGUUUAUUGAUAUUGCAUAUUUUUAUUCUUACCUUCUUAGAAUAGUUUCGUUCUUGCAUCCAACAGUUGGACCGUUGGCUGUUCUUAACAUGCUAUCCUUUACUCCUGGAUUUCUUGUCAACCUAUGGGGAGCACUGGAAAGUUCUCUUUUUUCUGGAGAUGGUGCAACAGCUGAAAAUCUUCACCUUUCACCAAGUAAAACUUCAAGGAAUAAAAAAGAUGGGCUUUUUGAGAAAAAGGGGAAACAUGGUAAUAAGGAUGAAUCUAAGUGGGUGAGUGUACUAAAUAAAUUUACUGGCAAAUCACAGUCAGGAUCUGAGAGUACCAAUUUGGUUGCUGAGCAAUCAAGCCCUAGCCAAACUAACAAGGGUUCUCGUGAUGAUUGGGAUAUAGAGCUUCUGAGACAUGGUGCAGAGGGUAUUUCAAAAGAUUUGUCAUGUCUGCUUCAUCUUUUCUGUGCUGCCUAUUCACAUUUGUUGCUGAUACUAGAUGACAUAGAGUUCUAUGAAAAGCAGGUUCCAUUCAGGAUAGAGCAACAACGCAGAAUUGCAUCUGUGCUUAAUACAUUCGUUUAUAAUGGCUUGUCCAAUAGUGUUGGGGAACGGAGUAGACCCCUUAUGGAUUCUGCUAUCAGAUGCUUGCAUUUAAUGUAUGAAAGAGACUGCAGGCACCAAUUUUGCCCCCCAGUUUUGUGGCUUUCCCCUGGUAGAAAGAGCCGUCCACCAAUUGCUGUAGCUGCCAGAACUCACGAAGUUUUGUUAGCUAAUGCAAGAAUAGAUGAUGCUUCAGCUCUUCCCAGCAUGGGUUCUGUCAUAACUACUGUUCCCCACGUGUUUCCAUUUGAAGAAAGAGUUGAGAUGUUUAUUGAGUUUAUUGAGAUGGAUAAAGCAUCCCGUAAAAUGGCUGGUGAAGUUGAUGGACCUGCUUCCCGAUCAGUUGGAAUAGUAGUUCGUCGGGGUCAUAUAGUUGAAGAUGGUUUUCGACAAUUAAACUCCCUAGGGCCAAAACUGAAAUCAUCCAUCCAUGUUUCAUUUGUUAGCGAAUCUGGCCUUCCAGAGGCUGGCCUAGAUUAUGGUGGACUAUCGAAAGAGUUUUUAACUGAUAUAUCAAAAGCAGCAUUUUCCCCUGAAUAUGGGUUAUUUAUCCAAACGUCAGCCUCAGACAGACUUUUGAUCCCUAAUGCAUCUGCAAAAUAUCUUGAGAAUGGUAUCCAGAUGAUUGAAUUCCUUGGGAGAGUUGUUGGUAAAGCUCUAUAUGAAGGAAUUUUGCUAGAUUACUCUUUUUCUCACGUGUUUGUGCAAAAGCUGCUUGGCCGUUAUAGUUUCCUUGAUGAACUAUCGACCCUUGAUCCAGAGCUUUACAGGAAUCUCAUGUAUGUUAAGCACUAUGAUGGGGAUAUCAAGGAACUCUCUCUGGAUUUCACAGUGACUGAGGAAUCUUUUGGUAAGCGGCAUGUUAUUGAGCUUAAACCUGGUGGCAAGGAUAUUUCUGUGACAAACGAGAACAAGAUGCAAUACCUUCAUGCAAUGGCACACUAUAAAUUAAAUCGACAGAUACUGCCCUUUUCCAAUGCUUUCUACAGAGGGUUAACAGAUCUCAUAUCACCAUCUUGGCUGAAAUUGUUUAAUGCACGUGAAUUCAAUCAGUUGCUUUCCGGUGGAGACCAUGACAUUGACAUUGAUGAUUUAAGAAGAAACACCCGUUACACAGGUGGUUACACUGAGGGAAGCCGGACAGUAAAAAUAUUUUGGGAGGUAAUUAAAGGGUUUCAACCAAAAGAACGUUGUAUGCUUCUUAAAUUCGUGACCAGUUGUUCCCGGCCUCCCUUACUUGGAUUCAAGCACUUGCAGCCCACCUUUACGAUCCAUAAGGUUGCCUGCAGUGUCCCUCUUUGGGCGACAAUUGGGGGACAGGAUGUGGAACGACUUCCGUCAGCCUCAACCUGUUACAAUACCCUCAAGCUUCCAACGUACAAACGACCGAGCACUUUGAGGGAAAAACUUCUAUAUGCAAUCAGUUCAAAUGCGGGAUUUGAGCUUUCUUAGAGAAGGUGCAUUACCAUUAUCACUGGGCUUUCUGAUCAUCUCCAAGAGAGGAUGAUAAAUAUCAAAGACAACAAGCU
This is a messenger RNA of Morus notabilis, 3695 nucleotides long. RefSeq names its product E3 ubiquitin-protein ligase UPL7. The coding region runs from base 115 to 3618 and encodes 1167 amino acids. NCBI's taxonomy places the organism in Eukaryota, Viridiplantae, Streptophyta, Magnoliopsida, Rosales, Moraceae. The record is from RefSeq and is a predicted model, not a curated record. The transcript is spliced from 15 exons. Gene Ontology annotation, molecular function: ubiquitin protein ligase activity. Gene Ontology annotation, biological process: ubiquitin-dependent protein catabolic process; protein polyubiquitination.